Messenger RNA from Salmo salar (Atlantic salmon), 3008 nucleotides. Its product is annotated as meteorin-like protein. NCBI's taxonomy places the organism in Eukaryota, Metazoa, Chordata, Actinopteri, Salmoniformes, Salmonidae. Gene Ontology annotation, molecular function: hormone activity. The record is from RefSeq and is a predicted model, not a curated record.
UAAGAAGUAAUUGGCAUUGUCGUCAUUUGUUUCCCAAAGUUUCAUGAAGGCUCGCUCCAAUUAUCCAGGUGUGGAAAAGCUGUGAGUCGCGCAGUGCAGCUGAAGGUAACAGAUGGCUGGAGCCUGUACUGCGGAUCGUCUUUUCACUGAACUAACCUAAAACAAAAGCUAAAAGAGAUUGAACGCGUAUUAAGUAUUCAGUCGUGUGGGAACGUAGGCCUAAAUAAUGCGAUACAAAUAAAUUUAAUUUCGUUUUGUUCAAGCUUUUCCGAUUAUUGGACCCACAGGCUAUUCCGAUUGAUUUAGUUCAGGUUUGGACUUGAGGAAGCUGAUCUGAGAUCUAUUCGAAGAACCUCACUAAAGUCUAGAACCACAGACGGAUAGGACAACCGCCAACACAAAACACUGCAAGUUCUUUUUAAAGAUCCUUACUGUCAUUUUAUUUUUUGUAAUUUGAAAUAGAUUUCUAAGUCUUUUUGUAAAUGAUUGUAAAGCCCAAUAUGGAUUUUCCACAAAUAGCCUACAUGUUUUAUACAUUUUACACAACUUCUAUCAUUAAAUUACGUAACGACAAAUGCAAAUUACCGCCUUUGAAACGGUUUCGAUUUACAAAUCUUUGGGCUUGGUAAUUACGCCAUUGAUUGAUUGAUUGAAUUUAUUUGACAAUUUGUAAAAUACAUACAUAAGGGCGCUCCAGCCGGUGACGUCUCCACAUACAAUUUAAGAAAAUCAUCAAGGAUAACACAAUUAAGCUUAAUAGCUUAUUUCCAUUGUGGUCCAACGGUAAUGAUGACGAAAUCCAUUCCCGGUUGUAUCAACCAUCAUCAUCAUCACACAUACACACAGACACACACACACACAGACACAUAGCGAGGACAACCAUUUUCUACCAACGCUGUCAGGGUGCUAGGGUGCACAUUACUAUUCAUACAAUGCAGCCGCAGCGUCAGUCACAGGCGUCCACAGAUGUUGCUAAAAGAGCAUCUCAGUGAGCUAGCAGAAGGAUUGGAGCGGAACAUUGGUGAUGUCUUCUCACCAAGUUGAUUUUGGAUUCUAUUUUUAUUCCUAUAUUUGGUGGUUGCAAUGUCGCCAACUCUCAGGCUGAUGUUCAUGUAUGUGCUGUUCCUCUGCUGUUUGUCUCCCUGCGCGGCAGACCUAUGCAACUGGAGUGGAAGUGGUUUGGCGCGCGAGGCCAACUCGCGGACUGUGCAGCAGGUGCGGCUGCGUUGCACGGAGGGUUCGGUGGAGUGGGUCUACCCGGGCCAGGCGCUUCGGGUCGUCCUGGAACCCAACCUGUCCUCUGCGCGCCACACAACGGUCUGUAUCAAACCGUUCCGCAGCUUCAACGGCGCCAGCGUCUACAUCGAGCGGGCUGGGGAACUGGACCUGUUGAUGACGGAUGGAGGGCGGCCGGAGCAGGUGUUCUGUUUUCCGGCGGACGGACCUCAGAAGCCAGCCAUCUUCCUCCUGGCGAACCCGCAGAGGGAUAUCAGCCAACGCGCAGUAGGCUUCAGAUAUGAGUUGCUGGGAAAUCGGACCACUACGCCCAACCUUGGCCAAAGUGUGUUGCAGGCUAGCUGCCGUCCCUGCAAUGACACAGAGCUCCUCCUGGCCAUCUGCAGCAGUGACUUUGUGGUUCGCGGCUCCAUCAGGAACGUAUCCCACAAUGCUGAGCGGCAGACAUCGUUGGUGGAGGUCUCAGAGGGGAGGGUGUACCGGCAGCGUAGCGGGGUGUUCGAGCGCCACACUGGCACCAUAGGGGUUCCCGGUUCCAGUUCCUCAUGGCACGGUCACAUCCACACACUGUUACAGUGUCACGUAAAGCCUGGGGGCGGAGAGUUCCUUUUCACAGGGACAGAACACUUUGGGGAGGCCUGGCUGGGUUGUGCCCCCCGCUAUAAAGACUUCAUGUCCCUCUACCAAUCAGCUUGGGCGGCUCGUCAGAACCCCUGUGAGUUCCCGCUGGACUGAGGGUGUGUCCCAUUUCCUAGUGGUAAUCCAUGAGCCCUUUGACCUAUAGGUAGGGUUUAUUUUCUUAAAUGGAACACAAUGAGUCUCUUCUUUCUACCCCAGUGGGCGUGGUAGAGGUUAUGUCGCCGUGGCAGCAAGCGAGCGAGAUGAGUUCCUCACGACCACAGCGGUUUGAGAGAUGUUGUCCCUUCUACUCCUACUGAUUCUAUACCGCUCACAACACCAGCAGGGACAAAUCUGUUGGAGCACUUGUAGAGCACAAGGAGUACAAGGCCCAGGGCAGGGGCCCACAAGGGACCCAUCCAGGCAGCACUAGAGGGGCCACCCCUGCCCCUGCCGGCCCCAGCGGGGAAAGGCUUAGAGAGCCUGGCCCUUUGUCUGUCUCUCUUCUCAACGCCCACAGCUCCCAGAGACUAAAAAUGGUUUGACUGCUGCUUCACGCUUUGUCUCUCCCCACACCAACUGCUGCUCACUUCAGGGUCUCGGCGUGAGAGGUGUCCUCUGGACUACUGUGGCAGGAAAUCAUAUGAAUUUAAUGUCUGAUUGUUGUUAGAGGUUUUAUGUGCUCUUGUUUAUUCCUUUAUACGAUAGGUUUUGAAAUAUUUUAUUGUAAUGUAAAUUAAAUGUUUUGUAAAUUCACAAGGAUUUGCUUAUUUACAUAUUGAUUGUAUCAUUUUGGUUUUAUUACAGGGUAUGGAUGAUGCUACUGUGUAGGUGCAAACCUUCAGUUUGAUUACCAUUUAUUGCCAAAUAUAUAAGCAAUGUUUGUGGGGAUUUCUUGUGUACUUUUUUGAUUGACUUGAAAUGCACUUUCAAGCAAUUACUUAAACCUUUGAACAAAAUAUUUAUUUUGUUCUUCAUAACAUUCUUUAUUGUGGUUCUUGAGCAUUCUGGGAAAAUAUUUGUUGAAAAUAGCUCCUCCUGUAGGAAAUAAUGAUCAUGAAUGUUUGCAUUACAAUUUUAUGCAACACAUUUAAAUGACAAAAAACAUCUAUUGCACUAUUGUAUCUAUUGUCUAUUAAAAUAAUGAUGUUACA